AUGGACAAUCCAGCACACAGCUGUUUUCAAUGCUCUUUUGAAAAUUUAGCCAGCUUUGAAAUGUCUGAUUCUGUUUUAAACAACUCUUGGCCGUCUUUCUCCAAACUCUGGAUGAAGAGGUGGUCAUUCAAAAGAGCCUCAGAAUGUAAGCCAUGUUCUGGAUUUUCUGCCAUUCCGGAUUCUAGAAGUGUAACCCCAGAUGCAGAUGCCAAUUCAAGCUCUCUGGCUGCUGGGGAUCAAUAUGACAUUUCAGAAGAAAAAGAUGACAUUUCUGUUGACAUGGAUGACUGUAGCAGUGAGGAUCUGCCUUCCCUGGAAUCCUCGCUUCAUGGAUCAGAGUAUUACAAGGACCUUGUAAUGAUGGAGCCUACAGAUAGCAUAAGCCCGCCCCAGAGGACCCCUAAACCUGCAGAUGCUGCCUUUUGUGUUGCUGGAGAAACCAACAUUAGCUUUGAUAAGGGGGAGGUCAUUAUUACAUACACCAAACCUUUCCUCUGCCCUGUAGCCUAUGGUCGUGUAGAGGACACAGGAAUAACACCGUCAGGAUCUCCUGUAGAGAAAGAUAAUGAAGCUCCAGAAGAUGAAGAUCUGGUCAAAGUAAAGGAGCCCAUUCCUAUCUUAGUUAGAUCUUUGUCAACCUCUAGGAGACACAGCUGGGACGAGGCAGCCUCACCAACUGAUACUGUAUGCAGGUUCAGCCUUGGCACCUCAGAGAUGGAGAUUGACUUAGAGAUGGACAUUAAAUCACCCACCAGUACCACCUCAUCUGAGACGUUAACCAUACAUGGACCACAGAUGACUAAGACAAACCUUCUCAUUGAAGCAGAUCAUGGGAGUCUGCAAGAAGUUUACACGGGGAGCAAGGAUGGUGAUAGUGCUUCUAAAAGACUUCGUUCAAAGUCAGUGCCUUCAACGCUAGAUAAGAUUGCAACCCCCAGGAUAUCCCGCAGCUUGGAAUCAUCCUGCCCUGUCAUCGAAGUGAUUGAACCAUUUCAGUUGGAAACCAUUGAGACGGACCAUGUGGAACCAAAUCAUGUAUUAUUUGUACAGCAAGUGCUCCAAGAACUGAAGCAGUAUCAUGGGACCAAGCAUAAACAAGAGGGGAGCAGGGAGCCCAAGCAGGAUCUGACCUGGUUCGAGUUCCUGUCUAACGAGACAGAGGAGGCAGCUAAACCUGAAAAAGUGGAGAAAGGCACAAAGGUGAAAAGAAGACUUAGCUCACUGAAGAACAGAGUCACUGGAUCCUGGCAAAAAGAUAAGGGUAAGAUGAAAGAGCCUGAAAAGGGCAGAGAUCCAAAGGACAUGUGGAUAAAUGCCAGUGGGCACGAACUGGUGCCAGGCUGCUUUUCCAGUCACGCCAAAUGCACUUUAUGCACCAGGGCACUUGCAAACUGGAAUGGACGGCAGUGCAUGUAUUGUGCUGUAAAUGUUAAUAAAAACUGCAAGGCCUUGCAUCCAGAGUGCACUAGCAACAAGGCGAAGAAGGAGAGUUCCCAAAAAUCUGCAACAUCUUCCCAAGGCCCUUUGUGUUAUCAACAAGCAUCCCUGAAGGAUCAUCCCCGCAUUGCCAUAGUGGGACUCGAAGGGACUCAUGCACCAGCACGGGGGCUCGGAAUGACUGUCACCCAUAGAGGAAACUCACGAUUUGAAAUACAAGCAGCUUCGGGGAGCAGAACCAGUGGAACAGCAGCAGAGAUGGAUGAAGUUGAUCCAGGUUUCACAAAGGUGAAGAUCUUCACAGAUGAUAAUGUUUCAUUAGCGCCGUCCAGCACUGAUUCCAUAUUUGUGGAAGAUUCUUUCUUUUCAUCUGUGAGAGCUGAGUUGGAAGCUGAUGCCCUCGAAUUUGAGACAGAAACAUGGAGCAGCGCAGUAGAGCCUCUGUAUGCUAAAAAACAAAAGAAAGAUGUUAUCAAGAGACAGGACGUCAUAUAUGAGCUGAUGCAGACCGAGAUGCACCAUGUCAGGACCCUCAAGAUUAUACUAAAGGUUUACUCGCGUGCUCUGAGGGAAGACCUCCAGUAUGGAAAUAAAGAAAUCAACCAAAUAUUUCCCUGUGCAGAGGACCUUUUGGAGUUGCAUGGACGGUUCCUAACGCGGUUUAAAGAGAGACGUAAAGAGUCCUUAGAAGAAGGCAGUGAUCGUAAUUACAUCAUUCAAAAAGUUGGCGACAUCCUUGUACAACAGUUUUCAGGGGACACUGGUGAUCGGAUGAAGGACCAGUAUGGGCUGUUUUGCAGUCAGCACGGCAAGGCGAUUAGUUAUUACAAAGAACUCCUGCGAGAAAGCAAAAAGUUUCAAAACCUUGUCAAGAAAAUAAGCAAUUCGUCUAUUGUGAGGCGUCUGGGAGUUCAGGAGUGCUUACUUCUGGUAACUCAGAGAAUUACAAAGUAUCCAGUUCUUGUAGAACGCAUCAUCCAAAAUACUGAAGAGGGGACAGAGGAUCAUGAGGCCUUGACCCAGGCACUUGCCCUGAUCAAAGAGGUCAUCAAUGAAGUAGAUGUACGGGUCCACGAGAGUGAGAAGGGCCAACGUUUGAGAGAAAUCGUGGCCAGGAUGGAGCUGAAAUCUUCCGGGAAACUGAAGACUGGGACAUUUAGGAAACAAGAUAUGAUGCGUAGACAGCUGCUUCAUGAUGGAAUGCUCUACUGGAAGACUGCAUCCGGACGCCUGAAAGAUAUUCUUGCAGUUUUGCUGACAGAUGUCUUGCUUCUUCUACAAGAGAAGGAUCAAAAAUAUUCAUUUUCAUCUUUGGAUUCAAAACCUCCUGUCAUUUCACUGCAAAAGCUUAUUGUCCGAGAAGUGGCUAACGAAGAAAAGGCCAUGUUCCUGAUAAGCGCUUCACUGCCGGGUCCAGAAAUGUAUGAAAUUCACACCAGCUCAAAAGAAGAAAGGAACUCAUGGAUGGCACUAAUCCGUGGAGCAGUGGAAAGUUGUCCAGAAGCGAUCUUCCCAGAGGCCGAUGAUGAAAAAAGAGUUGCUUCUGAACGUGCAGCUAAAAUAAAGGAAUUCCAAGAGCGUCUUCACAGGAAGGACGGAGCCAUCAUGGAGGCUCUUCAGGAGAAACUGCAGAUCUGCAUGGAUAUGUCCGAUCUGUACAGCUUUGAUGAUUCUUCUCAAACUACCAGACUUAGACUGCUUGUUGGAACCGACAAUGGAGAGAACCUCCAAGGGGAACAUAUCCUCCAGUCUGCUAUCAGUGAAGCGGAGAGAAUUCAGUGCCUACUCCUCUCCCCAACCUCCCCCCAGAGUCCUCAUGAAGAAGCAAACUUGGGGAAUUCCGCUCACCUGAGGAGAUCAGAGACAUUUGGAGGUUAUGAAAGUAAUGCCAAUCACACAAACAAAUCCGGUAGCUUUAAACAAAAAGGCCGCGAUCGUCGUACUACAUCGACCAAUUCAGAAACUCCACAUCAGGAUACUGAGCAGAAUGAGCAUUCAGUAUCAAGAUUGGAUAAUAAUAGCUCUCCAACAAACCAGGAUCCGGAGCUGAUUUCCAAGAUACAGACCCUUCUACAGCUUCUGUAUAGCCUGCAGGCAGUGAUGUUGCAGCAGGAUAGCUACAUCGAGGUGCAGAAGGAGAGAGAGAAGCAGUUUCGGCAGAUGUCUUCAAGGGGGAACUGGCUUCUGGAGCAGGAGAAACAGAGGAAUUUCGAGAAGCAGAGAGAGGAGUUUGCCAACGUGCAGAAGCUACAGGAACAGCUAAGGCUGGAGAAGCAACGCUGGGAACGCGAGCGGGAAAAGCAGCUAAGAGAAACGGAUGCUACGGAGGCCCGGCUGAAGAAGUGGGAAGAGGUGUCCAGACUCGAGAAACAGAGGCUCGAUCAUGAGCGGGAGGAACUGGAUUCUCAGAGGCAGGCCUAUCAGCACGACCUUGAAAGGCUGCGCGAGGCACAGAGGGCAGUGGAAAAAGAUCGGGAGCGCUUAGAGCAACUGAAGAAGAACAAAAAGCCGAGUAUCGUAGCUGGAGUGUUUUCUCCUGACCUGGUGCAGGGACUUGCCCAUUCCUCGAGUUUUAACAGAGAAGGGAUGGUGAACCUUGAAGCACCUGGACAACUAGUUAUGAAGCCCACUUCCAAAACCACCUCAUCCAUGUCUGCAGCUGACUACUUGGAGAGGCCGGAGGUGACACGCAGGGACAGCAGCUCUGCGGAUAGCCGUCCAGCACUGAAGAACGAUGUUCCUAUUCAUCUCCUCAGUGCAACUAAUCAGAUCCAGAAGCAAACGUCACUGACCAAGCAGCAGAUUCCCACUAAGCUGGCAGCUUUGACCAAAGAAAGCAGGGAGAAAAGUGGUAGAGGGAAAGCCUCACACAGAACCGAGAGUUCCGGCUCAGUGGAUCACAGAUCAUUUCCGUCUAGGUUUUCAGGAAAGGAAGAGACCUCAGCGUGGAACAGAAGGUCUGCCAGCCCAAGCCAGCUGAGUAAUUCGGUAGCCUUCUUCCAGCAAGACCCCUCAGGGCAGACUGACUCCGUCCCUGAAACAACCUCUUAUCCAACAAGCUUAUACCGGCAAAGCAGUUCCCACCAACUGCAGACGGCUCCGGCCCCCUUCCUUGCACCACCUGCCGAGGAUGAAACAAACAAAGAAGAUGUUAUCUUUUUCUAGGCAGGUAGACAACACGCUGAUAGCUUUCCCAGCUCCAGGGCUCUGACAAACCAUGUUGGAUAAAAGCCGCUACAGCUAAGGCCUUCGUCAUACAUCCCUGGCAUCUGGUUGGAGAUCUUUACCAACUCGUGUUGUGAUGAGCAAACUGUGAAUUGUUAUAU
Molecule: messenger RNA, 4763 nt
Organism: Spea bombifrons (plains spadefoot toad)
Lineage: Eukaryota; Metazoa; Chordata; Amphibia; Anura; Pelobatidae
Gene: ARHGEF18
Product: Rho/Rac guanine nucleotide exchange factor 18
Biological process (GO): small GTPase-mediated signal transduction
Molecular function (GO): guanyl-nucleotide exchange factor activity
Source: RefSeq, a predicted model, not a curated record